AUGGACCACCUCUCGAGACCCUCGCUUGCGUUGCCGCUUAUUCUUAGCAUUGGAUCUUGUUUGUACCUUAUCGCGCUUGGUAUCUAUCGCCUCUAUUGGCAUCCUCUGGCGCAUUUCCCAGGCCCGAAGCUCGCAGGACUCUCAAGAUGGUACGAAUUCUAUUAUGAGGUAGUCCGUAAGGGCAAUUUAACGUUUCAUCUUCCCGACCUUCACCGAAAAUAUGGUCCCAUUGUUCGAAUCACCCCGGAUGAACUUCACGUGGAGGACAGUGACUAUUGGGAGUAUCUCUAUUCUCGCACUUCUCGACUUGACAAGUACGAAUGGAUGUCAGGACGAAUGGGCAGUGAUGGGAUGAUUUUCACGACUGCCAACAGCGACCUUCACAAGCUUCGCCGAGGUGUCUUGAACCCGUUCUUCUCCAGACGGAGUAUCGCCAAGUUCCAGCCUUUCAUCAAAGAGAAGAUCCAAAGCCUAUGCGCAAAAUUCGAACAGUAUAAAGAGGAUGGACGAAUCUUGGCCCUCAAUCAUGCAUUCAGUGCGUUUGCUGGGGAUGUCAUUUGUCAGUACUGCUUUGGUCUUUGCUACAAUCAUCUGGAGUCGCCGAACUUCGAAGAGAGUUUCCACGAUGCGUUCAUUGCGGUGAGCGCCUUUGGCCACACAACCCUCCAGUUCCCCUGGGUGACGCCCAUAAUCAAUUCGCUCCCUGACCGUCUGGUGGACAAGAUGAAUCCUGCAUUGCACAUGCUUCUAGUACUCAAGAAAGACUUCGAGAGGAUAAUCAGCAAGAUAGCGAAGAGCGAACGUAAGAAUCCUGAACCUCUAACUGUUUUCCACGAAGUGCUCAACAGUGACCUCCCGGAGCGAGAAAAAGACCUGAAGCGUUUAGGGGACGAGGCCUUUGGUAUCCUGGGUGCUGGCACAGAAACCACUGCCUGGGCACUCACUCUCGCCGCCUUUUACCUCAUCAAUCAACCAGCAACGAUGGAGCGACUGCAGGUGGAACUGAAGGCUGCGAUUCCCGAUCCGAUAGCGCCACUGGACUGGCUACGUCUCGAAGAAUUGCCUUACCUUAGCGCAUGCAUCAAAGAGGCAGUUCGGUUAUCUUAUGGCGUAACUUCACGAAGUCCUAGGAUUUCGCCGGACAGGCCGUUCAAAUACAAAUCUUGGGAUAUCCCCGCUGGAACACCAGUCUCCCUCACAAUAGUCGAUGUCCACAACGACGAGGCCGUUUUUCCGGAUUCCCAAUCCUUCACGCCCGAGCGUUGGCUGAACAAUCCGAGGACACAUAACGGCUCGUCACUUGAUCGCUAUUUUGUGUCAUUUGGCAAGGAUGCAAGAUCUUGCCUUGGGAUCAAUCUGGCACAUGCCGAACUUUACAUGGUCCUUGCUACCAUCUUUCGCCGAUUCACCUUUGAGCUGUACGAAACAGAUGUGUCCGACGUGCGCAUGGCGCAUGAUUUCUUCAUCCCCUCGCCCAAGUUGGAUUCCAAGGGCGUUAGGGUAAGAGUGGUUGGAAUUGACAAUUAG
Exophiala bonariae is the source of this 1527-nucleotide messenger RNA. RefSeq lists its product as uncharacterized. The record is from RefSeq and is a predicted model, not a curated record. NCBI's taxonomy places the organism in Eukaryota, Fungi, Ascomycota, Eurotiomycetes, Chaetothyriales, Herpotrichiellaceae. The transcript has 3 exons. Gene Ontology annotation, molecular function: monooxygenase activity; heme binding; iron ion binding. The coding region runs from base 1 to 1527 and encodes 508 amino acids.